Molecule: messenger RNA, 1510 nt
Organism: Lytechinus variegatus (green sea urchin)
Lineage: Eukaryota; Metazoa; Echinodermata; Echinoidea; Temnopleuroida; Toxopneustidae
Product: phospholipid scramblase 1-like
Exons: 10
Coding region: 142-963 (273 amino acids)
Biological process (GO): plasma membrane phospholipid scrambling
Cellular component (GO): plasma membrane
Molecular function (GO): phospholipid scramblase activity
Source: RefSeq, a predicted model, not a curated record
AGUAAAGAGUUUAAUCAGUAACUAACGAACUUUGGCUCAUCACAACAUUACACCAAGGUAUCAAGAGAAGACGACGAAACAAGUGUGAACUCCGCCUGACCAUUUAAGGACUUUACAGUUAAACCGUUUAAACGGAAUAUCAUGUCCGACCCAUCAGAAAACCAACCAAUAAGUAGAGAAGUAAAGACCUAUUCAAACAUGGCCGCUUCACCGAACUUUGACGCGAUUGAGAUGCAACCGGGCAAGAAAGUGGAAUGGAUGACCAAACCUGACCCAAGCCAGGUCACCGGAUGUCCUCCUGGUCUCGAAUACCUCGUCCAAAUCGAUCAGAUCCUCAUUCACCAGAUGGUCGAGAUCUUCGAAGCUGUAACAAAUAUUGAGAUGAAGAAUAAGUACGCCAUCAAGAAUUCUUUGGGUCAACAAAUAUUUUAUGCCUUCGAAGAAUCGACCUGUUGCCAUCGUUACUGGUGUAGACAAGGCCGGGGUCUCGAUAUCCAUGUGAUUGAUAAUGAACAACGGGAGGUGAUGAAGAUUGUUCGGCCGUUUCAGUGCUGUGCUGGGUGCUGCUGGUGCGCCGAUACCGAGUGCUGUGCCUACCUCAUUCAGAUAGAAGCACCACCGGGCAACAUCAUCGGUUAUGCCAAACAGACUAAGAGCUGGUGGUACCCACACAUGGAUGUGAUGGAUGCCGAUAUGAACCCGAUACUGAAGAUCAGAGGACCGUGCUGUAUCUGUCAAACCGUCUGCUGCAGAUGCGAUGUGGAAUUUAAAGUGAUGUCAAACGACCUGAGUAGUGAACUAGGUGUCAUACAGAAGCAAUGGUCAGGUUGGCUGAGGGAAUGCUUCACGAAAGCCGAUCACUUUGGCAUGACGUUUCCUUCAGAUCUUGAUGUCAAAGCAAAGGCCACCCUCAUGGGAGCUUUGUUUCUAAUUGAAUUCAUGUUUUUCGAGCAAGAUCAGUGAAUGUAUACUACCCAGUGCUAUCGUCAGAAGAGACAAAGUGGACUAUUUUCAAAUGGAUAUCAAUGACAACCUGUAAAGGAAGCGAAUAGGAAAUAGUUAUAAUGUACAACAAACCUUUGCUUUAAAGGAAAGGUUAUACCUUAAUGUAAAAUUGAUUUUAACAAAUAUGGCAGAUAUAUAUGAGGAAUAUUUCACAAAAAUCCUAUGGAGAGUAACAGUAAUGAAUGUUGAAAUUAGAAAUUAAAGUAUUGUUUUAGGUCAUAGCAGCUCCUCACAUUCCAUAUACAUAGAACUGACUCUUUUAUGUUUCAUGAUAGCCGAAAAUAUUUAUUUUUCUCUUAUUUUCUAUAGAAGCGUGUAUAGUAAUUAUAUACUUGUAAAUAGUUUUGAAUGCACUGGUAAUGUCAUUUGACACUUCCUGAGAAGUCGUAAAUUUAUGGAAUGCAAGGUGGGGUUGAUGCCAGCAAUCGAUGUCCCAAAUUUGGAUUUAAAACAGAUCUUAACUCGCCAUAUUCGCCAAAUACUCGUUAAUUUGUUUCCUUAAUUU